This is a messenger RNA of Sesamum indicum (sesame), 2335 nucleotides long. RefSeq names its product Protein kinase superfamily protein (gene ASG5). The record is from RefSeq and is a predicted model, not a curated record. Gene Ontology annotation, biological process: protein phosphorylation. Gene Ontology annotation, molecular function: protein kinase activity; ATP binding. Lineage: Eukaryota; Viridiplantae; Streptophyta; Magnoliopsida; Lamiales; Pedaliaceae.
AGCUGUGAAUGAGAGUGACCUUCAACAAUCAUCUGAGUGCUUUUAUUGCUUUGCUUUCCCCAAAAGGCCCACACACUACACACACUAACACCUCAUUGGGAACCAAAAGAUUUCAAUUUCUAGAGAGAAGGUGGGAAUGACGAAGAAAAGGGGAAGGAUUUACCGUUAAAGGUGGCGCUAAAGGAGGGUUGUAAGCCGAACGAGAAUUGCUCAGCUGAAUAUAGGAAGAGCAAAGGAAAAACCAACAACUAUAACUUUCGUUGCUUGAUUCUGGGCUUGCUUUGUUUUUUUUUUUUUUUAAUUGAUAAUUUCAAUGUGCUUUGUUUAGAGUUGUUUUCUUGUUUUUUUUUUCUCCAUAGAUAGCCGUUUUACGUUUUGUUUGGGCAACUAUUUCAUUCUUUUUUGGGUGUGUGUCUGCGUGUGUGGGGAGAAUAUAAAUUCUGGGGUUGUCUUUUGCUUUUGGGUUUUGUGGUAAUUCUUGGUUUUACUUAGAUCUGUGUGAAAGUGUGGUUUGGAAGUUCGAGUGCAUUAUGUUUUGUUUUCUGGGAUUUGGGUUUUCUUGCAUCUUGGAAAGAGGGGGAGUAUGUAAUUGUACUCUUUCCUAGUAUUUUUUUUUUUUUUUAAACCUUUAGUUAUUUUCUUGAUUUUGGUGUUGGCCUGGUGAUAUUGUUGAAUGAUAAUGGGUUUGGAUUUGGGAUAUCUGAGUGAAAUUUAAUUUGGGCUUUUGUGUCUGUAAAUUCUGCUUUUGUGUGAAGGAUCAUACUUGUGGGGGGAACAGAAUUUGAAAGAAAGAGGAGGGGGUGGGGGUGGGGAGGUUUGUAGAAAAGAGAUGGGUUGCUUUUCUUGCAUGAAUCCUCGGAGGAAGGAUGUGAGGGAUUAUGAUGAAGAUAUGGCCCCAAGAUCCAUUAAUUCUUCAGUCGGCGGGAAGAGAAAGGCAAAUGCCAAUGCUAGUGCGAGUGGGAAGAAUGUGAGAGCAAAGGGCAGGGAAAGCAACUCCCAGAAGGGCAAUGUGGCUCGCAGCUUCACAUUCAAAGAACUUGCAAUGGCGACACAGAAUUUUAGGGAUGCUAAUUUGAUUGGUGAAGGUGGGUUCGGAAGUGUUUUCAAAGGCCGCCUAGAAUCUGGCUUGGUUGUUGCUGUGAAGCAACUUAAUCUUGAAGGGCUUCAAGGGAAUCAAGAAUUCAUAGUGGAGGUUCUGAUGCUAAGUCUGCUGCAUCAUCCCAACCUUGUGAACUUGAUCGGUUAUUGUACUGAUGGAGACCAGAGGCUCCUGGUUUAUGAGUUUAUGCCGAUGGGCAGCCUGGAGAACCAUCUAUUUGAUGUAGAACCUGGUCAGAAGCCCCUGAGCUGGAGCACAAGACUGAAGAUUGCAGUUGGUGCUGCUCGUGGCCUUGAAUAUCUUCACUGCAAAGCAAAUCCACCCGUCAUUUAUCGUGAUCUGAAAUCUUCAAACAUAUUGUUGGACAAUGACUUCAAUGUGAAGCUGUCUGAUUUCGGACUUGCCAAACUGGGACCCGUUGGCGACAACACUCAUGUUUCAACGCGAGUGAUGGGAACAUAUGGUUAUUGUGCCCCAGAAUAUGCCAUGAGCGGUAAGUUGACUCUAAAGUCUGACAUAUAUAGCUUUGGUGUGGUUAUGUUGGAGCUGAUUACUGGACGUAAGGCCAUUGACUGCACUAGGAUGCCAGGAGAGCAGAACCUUGUUGCAUGGUCUCGCCCUUUUCUAAAGGACCGGAGGAAAUUUGUCCAGAUGGUGGACCCUCUACUUGAAGGGCGCUUCUCAGUCCGGAGUCUGCACCAUGCUAUUGCAAUUACUGCAAUGUGUCUUCAAGAACAAGCAAGCUUCCGCCCCCUUAUCAGUGAUAUCGUUAUGGCACUUGAAUACUUAGCUUCUCAAGCAGAGGAAAAAGGGAGAUCUCACAGUCGCACAUCAUCAUCACCAUCUCAGCUGGACGUUAAAGUUGAUUCUAAAAGACAAGAUGUUGAAAAUGCAUCAAGUUGAAGCUGAACAUCAAUACAACUGUUUGCUGUGUUAGUGGUAGCAAAUGGAACUUGGGAUGCUUAGUUUUGUAAGGUUGGCAUUAAUGAAAAAGUUGAGCAUGCAGCAUCCAUGAGCAUGAGUGAGAGGUAAGCAGAGGUGUGUGUGGGUCAGUGAUUCCCAUAUUUAUUCAGCAUCCAAAAGAUGUGAAGGUGUUUUUGAUGUUAUCUUUGUUGCUAGCCAAGAUAUAUCCACAAGUCCUGUCAUCUUUUGUAGCUACAUACUGUAAAUAAUUGUUGUUAACACGCUUUCUUUUUUUACUUUAAAGUUGUGUGUUUCUUUCUUCUUUUCUUGGCA